Molecule: messenger RNA, 1695 nt
Organism: Pogonomyrmex barbatus (red harvester ant)
Lineage: Eukaryota; Metazoa; Arthropoda; Insecta; Hymenoptera; Formicidae
Molecular function (GO): protein binding
Source: RefSeq, a predicted model, not a curated record
AGUCUAUGAAUAUGUGCAUAUAGUUCCCUCUUACCGCUAAUCUCAAUGCCCCUCUUGCCGUAACUAGCGGUAUAUGCUCCAUAUUCAUUCAUGGAUGUGAUGGUGAUGGAUGGUGCAGCGCAUGGUAUGUGCAGUUGAUGGUUUAUUUCCUAGUGCGUUCUUAUUUGCUCAUGGGAUUUAUCGACGAUGAAUUACAAGAAGUAUCGCAGCUUUGCCAUAAUGUCGUCGAUGGAAGUCAUCUCGUUUCUUGUGUACAGAGUAUGGUCCGCGUCGAAAUAACAAAAACAUCGUUCAAACAACUUGUUGUAUGUAUACAGUUCCAAGAGAAUUAUCCUGCUUCUCCAUUAUUUAUUGAGUUAAAGAGCAAAACACUGUCUGCAAAGUUGCUCGAUGGACUAGCAGAGGUCUGCGAAAAAGAGUGCAAGCGUUUCUUGAAUAAAGCACAGAUAUUGCCGAUUUUAAAGUUUGUUAGUAAUUUUAUCGAGGAAAAUCCUCUCGUCUGCUGCUAUGAAGAAAUAUCUACAUUAAAGAAGCUUUUAGAUCAUAAGGACGAAUUGAAACUAAAGCAAAAGAGUUCUUCUAUUAAUCUAACACUGCGUCAAGGUUUAUAUCACUUCAAAACCAAGCUUGGAGUGCCAUAUAAUUAUCCUACAAAUUGUGUGACUUUCAGUGAUAUUGAUACCAAUUUUCCACCAUUAUUCAGUCGCUUUUUAGUUGGACAAGGAAAGGAACUUGCAAGGCAAUGUGUUGAACCACCGUUAAAAAGCCAAAAGCAACAAAAAUUAUUUACACCAUUACCAUCAUUAAAUACAGUUGUUUCUUUUCUUAUAAAAAGUGUGAAAGUUUUUCCACAAGAACUUUGCCAAUAUUGCAAAAUAACAUGUUUGCCAACAAAUCCAAAAGAGGUUAUAACCGAUGAAAAUGCAGAUUUUCAUGCUGAAAGGCUUUAUUGCGGUCAUCUCUUCCACUUAAAAUGUCUCAUGACAUAUAUGAAAACUUCACCAUUUCAUGGUAAUAAGAAAUGUCCAGAUUGCGGCCAAUGUAUCUAUCAUGACAAAUGGGGAUUGACUGAUAAAUUGGCAGAAGCCCGUUGGGCCCAUCAACAAGCACGAGAAAGAGAGUUAGCGGAAGUUGAAGAUUUUUUAACUAAAUCCCGUCUCGUGCAAACUGGGUAUGCAUUGAUGAAAAAUAUAUGAGAAAUAGGCAGCAUAGAUGCACUAAUGAAAUGAAAUGAAAUGGAUUUGUUUAAAAAUACAAAGAAUAAUGAUACUUGGAGAAUUAUCUCAAAGUAUAUGAUGGUCAAUACAAAGUGUAGUCUCGUGUGCAUGCACGCGAGAAUAGUAACUAUGUUUGCCAUGAUGUAUUGAUCCUCGGUAUUAUCUAUAGUGAUAUUUUCUUUUCUCUCUUUUUGUGUCUUUGGCUUUUCGUACGAAUACAUUUUCGUUUGUUUUGUGCGCGUUACUUACACUCUUUCUCCAACGUUUCCUCAUGCAUACGUCAUUAUAAAUGAAAGAGAUAAUACUUGCAGACACAUAUCAUAUAUUAAAUCAAUCGAGAAGGAAACAAUGUUGCGAGAUAUAUGACAGUUGACGAGCCAUUAGGAAAAAUAAGACUAUUUCUCAUUGAUUUUGGUUAAUUUAAAAUAUUUGAUAAAUUAUCUGGAAAUAAAAGACAUGUAUAUUUUUGUAUGUGUUU